This is a messenger RNA of Setaria italica (foxtail millet), 1465 nucleotides long. RefSeq names its product abscisic acid 8'-hydroxylase 3. Gene Ontology annotation, molecular function: iron ion binding; monooxygenase activity; heme binding. The coding region runs from base 662 to 1435 and encodes 257 amino acids. NCBI's taxonomy places the organism in Eukaryota, Viridiplantae, Streptophyta, Magnoliopsida, Poales, Poaceae. The record is from RefSeq and is a predicted model, not a curated record. The transcript is spliced from 3 exons. Gene Ontology annotation, biological process: brassinosteroid biosynthetic process; brassinosteroid homeostasis; sterol metabolic process.
UCGGCUUGCACUAGAAAAUACAAUUAGUUUUCAUCGGCAGCAGUGACGUAGCCUUUGCUAAAGGACGAUUAGCAUAGUACGUGUGUCCAUCCUGCCAAACAGCCAAACACGACAGGAAGAUAAAGAAAACAAAGGAAACAGAUUGAAAGAAGCUCCAGCAAUGUUAAGUAUGACAAAACAAGAUAUAGCAAGAGAUACCAAAGAAACUCCAAAUGGUUCCCUCGCACGUAACGAUGACAAAAAAGAGAACAAAAAUAAUAGUGAUGCUCCCGAGGAAUAACAGAUUUGGACACAAAUCUUGUGGUUCACAUAUAAAUCAGCUCCUGACAGGGACGAUGUGUUCUGAAGAUAUCUGAAGACGGAGCUCCUUCAGUUUCCGCCAUGGCUAUCUUCGGAGCUCCGGCGCUUAUAGCCUUCGCAGUGGCAUGUGCAGGCUUCCUCUGGUUGAGAUCGCGGAGCUCCUCGAAGGAGAUGAGGGACAUCCCCGGCACCAUGGGCUGGCCUGUCAUCGGCGAGACCGUCUCCUUCAUCUCCGACUUCUCGAGCCCUGCCGGCAUCCUGAGCUUCAUGCGUGACAGGCAGAAAAGGUACUGAUUUUCAUCGCCAAGAGAAAAUGCCAUGCAUCAAAAUGGGAGACUGAUCUGAACUGUGACUUUGCUCGAUGUUCGUCAGGUUUGGCAAGGUGUUCAAGACGUAUGUGCUGGGGAGGAUCACGGUGUUCAUGACGGGUCGCGAGGCGGCCAAGAUCCUGCUGUCCGGGAAAGACGGCGUGGUGAGCCUGAACCUGUUCUACACGGGGAAGCAGGUGCUGGGGCCGACGAGCCUGCUGACCACCAACGGCGAGGAGCACAAGAAGCUGCGGCGGCUCAUCGGCGAGCCGCUCUCCAUCGACGCGCUCAAGAAGCACUUCGACUUCAUCAACGAGCUCGCGGUGCAGACGCUGGACACGUGGCUCGGCAGGAGGGUCCUCGUGCUGGAGGAGGCCUCCUCUUUCACGCUGAAGGUGAUCGCCAACAUGCUGGUGAGCCUGGAGCCGGAGGGGGAGGAGCAGGAGAAGUUCCGGGCAAACUUCAAGGUCAUCUCAUCUUCCUUCGCGUCCCUGCCUCUGAAGGCCCCAGGCACAGCCUUCCACCGCGGCCUCAAGGCGAGGAACCGGAUGUACGCGAUGCUGGACUCGGUGAUCUCUCGUCGGAGGGAGGGCGGCGAGGUCCGGAGCGACUUCCUGCAGACGCUGCUGCGGAAGCACGCCGGCGACGACGCCGACAAGCUGACGGACUCGCAGCUCAAGGACAACAUCCUGACGCUGCUGGUGGCCGGCCACGACACGACGACGGCGGGCCUGACGUGGCUCGUCAAGUUCCUGGGGGAGAACCCUGAGGUCCUGGAGAAGCUGCGGGUGAGCCUGAAACCUCCAUUACUAAUUCCAAGCGUUUAGGCUUUUGUGAUGUAGCUGGAUUGAGCAGCA